Messenger RNA from Epinephelus lanceolatus (giant grouper), 4724 nucleotides. RefSeq names its product kelch repeat and BTB (POZ) domain containing 11 (gene kbtbd11). Gene Ontology annotation, molecular function: protein binding. NCBI's taxonomy places the organism in Eukaryota, Metazoa, Chordata, Actinopteri, Perciformes, Serranidae. The record is from RefSeq and is a predicted model, not a curated record.
GCUGACUUGAACCUAAGAUAAUAUUUAACUUCUGUAACUGAAUACUGGCUUGUAUUUAUUAACUACAAGUAAACUGCAGCAACGCCUUACUGUAGCAACCAAGUUACCCAGUUAUCAGUUUGGCUGGGUGUUGUCGCAUAUUUACACAGCUCUGCAACUGGAAGUCUUUUGUUUUUCCCUCUGACCCUGAUGUUUCUACGGAGACCUCUCAUUUUGUGUAUCAGUCCUCGCUGAGUCUUUGUUUUCAGAAUAACUGGCAUUAAAACCUUCCCAGCUGAAUGCCCUCUAAUCUCCCAGGGCUGAUAGUUGUGCGAUGCCCUUGCGGUGGCUCCUCUCUAUUUUUAUAUCUGAAGGCCAGUUGUUAAGACACGCAGUCUCCACGGCAGAGAGGUCACAGGCCCUGGGUGAAAACGUGUGUUGCUGCUGCUACACUAUUUCUAAUCAGGCCUUUUCACAUGUUGAGUGCACUGGCCUUGUGUUCCUUAUUUAUCACUGUAGAAACUCUGAGGAUACUUUUCCAUAUGAAUCACAUUAUUAAAGCUUCUACUACACAAAUAUGCUGCAUUUUGAUUGUAUGCGUAUGUAUCUCGUACGUAGGAGUUGGUCAGAAAUGAUGUUGGGUCGUUUCCAAAAUGGAAAUAUGACUCAUAUUUUCAGGGCAUUGUUAAGCUGUCUUGGGGUUGCCUGAAGUUUACACUCACAGUUUACUUUAGAGAGCAAUCUGUCAGUGCUGCAGAUUGUGAUAAACUGGCCCAUGCACACACAGUCUACUAAUGGAACAUUUAUUAAUUUUAGAAUAGUGUUAGUGUUAUAUAAAAUCCCUUUGGGGGCUCAGAGAGUCUUGUGUUUAAUUUUAUUUUGAUGUGUGCCAGUGUCAUUCUUUAUAUAUAAGGGCAUGCUUUUUUAUAAUAAAGGUUGGUUUGGUGUGUAUGUGUGUAAGCAGAGGGAGGGGAGAGGGAUUUUCCCCAUAUUUAAUCCCCUAACCCCCCCCCACCCAUAGUGGUACCCAGGAUUGGGAUGACGGGUAAAGGCAUGUCGCAUCUCUGGGAUGCGUCCUUUGCGCGCACAACAGAUGGAGCCUCCUGCUGUUGAGUGUAGGGUUAAUACCGACGGAAGGGGGCGUGGUUUAGAUCAAUGAUGACCGCCUCACUGUAGUCAAUUUUUAAAAAAAAAAAAAAAAAAAAAAGACAACAAAAAUCAGAGUCCGAGAUCUCCAGUAGUACCUCCGCUGCCCACGCUGGACAGCUCCAGCUUCCCGGAGGAAGACGCAGCUGACCGUGCGCAGUAGCUCCCCGCCUCUUACACCGGAGGAAAUUAGUUGGCGACGCGCUGAUCAGAAGGAGGUGCGACCUGAAAUGACUGUUUGAUCGUCCCUUCGCCUGCCUCGCCUCCACCGCCACCACUAAAAAACCCCCGUGGAGGUUUGUCAGAGCGGGAGCGGAUGAAACAACCAGUUGAGAGAGAGAGAGGGGUCGAUGGAGAGAAGGUGAACGGAUGGGAUAAAGCAGCUGGAUUUAUAUCGGUGAAGUAAACUCGCGCAGGAGAGCACAGCCUGGCUGGUUCAUCAGGAUUGCGACUGCCUUACGUAACUGAGCUUUGUGGAGGGACUGGCAGAGAAACUGCUGGUGCCGAGCUGUUAAAUCACAGCGGGGAAACGCAGGUAAUCACAAGUUCGUCCACUCUUCUUCCACUCAGCAUGAUCGGUGAAGACGCUGUCCCCCAUCACCAGUGAGCACGUCAGGAUGAACGAGGGUUGCAGGCAGGGAGGAGGGACAAUCACUGUGGAGGCUGAUGUCAUCCUCCAUGCCGUGAACCCUGACCUUGUCACACCAUCUGACAAGGAUGGAAAUUUAUGUCAAGGUUACGUCCAAGGAUUUCUGCAGGACAAUCAGGAUUUCAGCCCCCCUCCAGCAUUCGAGAAGGAAUACCUGCUGGAUGGAAGACUGAUGGAGAAUAAUCACAUAGACCACCAGAAAGGCAACGGCUCGUACAUCUCGAGAGGUGAUCACCUCUCCAAUGAUAAGGGAGCUCCGGAUGUCCCUCGUCAUGCUGACACUGCUGUGUCCAAUCACAUUGCUGGCAUGCAACAAAACUGUGCAAGCAGUGAGAUCCACAAUGGCGCCAGAGCUAAAGUGUCUUACAGUGCAGAUUCCUCCGUGAGCUCGCCCAGCCAAGCCAAACAGGAAACGGAUUGGUCAGUCCCAAAAUCGAACCUCGAGUGCAGGGACAGCAGCCAGGAAGCUGAGAAUACUCAGUCUCAGAAAGAGCCUGAUUUAGUCAUCGAAGUCGGCGGGCAGACGAUUAGCGCUCACAAGGCUGUCCUGGCAGAGAAAAGUGACUACUUCAAAGCACGUCUGUCACGAGACAUCCUGAAAGUGAAGGGAGUGAGUUACAAGACUCUGUCUACUUUAAUAGACUAUGUUUACACUUCUAAGAUGAAUGUUUCCAAGGGCAACGUUGUAGAUGUCAUCACAGGGGCUAAAAUCCUCCAGAUCCCCUGCGCUGUCCAGGCGGCCAUGGACUCCAUGUCCGAACAGAUCACUCCAGAGAACUGCUACGAGAUCCUGACCAUCGCCAAGAAGCAGCGACUUAGCGAACUGAAGGAGACUGCCUAUGGAUUCAUGAGCGACAACUUCCUCCAGAUCCUAAAGGACCCCGCCGUGUACGGGCGACUGAAUGGGUCUGAGCGGGAUCUGAUCCUAAAGAAGAGAAUGGAGGGGAGGCAGACUCUGAUGGUGGCAGAGAUAAAUGAUGUGUUUGAUCGCGUUGGGAGCCGACCGCCGAGCCGCUGCGGCAGCCGACCACAGAGCCCGUUGUCGGUUGGGUCCUUGGAGGAGAGUCAUAUGAUUUGCUACUUUAACGAAACAGCAAAUGACUGGAGACCUUUAACUGCAAUGCCUGAGGACAUAAACACUAAAGGGUGCGGGAUCUGCACCAUGUAUAACUACCUGUUUGUGGCGGGGGGGAUAAAGGGCUACGGGGACAAGGGCAAGGUUUCAGACAAGGUCUUCUGUUACAACCCCAUAACCAACCGCUGGUCUGAGGUCAGACCUCUGACCCAAGCUCGUGCCCAGAUAAAGCUUGUGUCGAUGGAUGGCUACUUGUACGCCAUUGGAGGGGAAUGUUUGUUUACAGUGGAAAAAUAUGACCCUCGCAUGGAUCGCUGGACCACGGUCGCCCCUUUGCCCAAGGGAGCCUUUGCAGUGGCUCAUGAAGCCACAACCUGCGGCGGAGAACUUUAUGUUUCAGGAGGCUCACUCUUCUACCGCCUUCUGAAGUAUGACACCAAGAGGGACGAAUGGCAGGAGUGCCCCUACAACAACAGCAGGAAGAAGUCAACUGACAUGGUGGCUUUCAAAAGCUUCAUUUACCGCUUUGACGUCAACCGCGAGCAGGGGAUCACCGUCUUUAAGUACAACAGCAUAGUGAAAAUGUGGCACGAUUGCGCAUCACAGAGGCUUGGAAGUCACUUACCCUUCAGGUGCGCCGUGAUCGGGAACUGCAUCUACUGUGUGAACAAAAGCCAGACUCUUCAGUUUGUGGUGGAGGAGGAGAACGCCUACUUUGUCGAGGAAGCGCUGAGGGCGCCUCUGGAGGCGAAAGGCGUUCUUUUUCCUUUUGUUCUCACUUUGCCUGAAAAGCCUGAAAAAGUUACAUAGUGUGUGUGUGCUUGUGUGCGUGUGUGUGUGGUCCAGAAUAACACAAUGUGUCAUAGCGAAACUGGAAUAAGCAGAAGACCUUGUGCACACUCUUCAAUGUCAGCUUUCUAUCUCAGUGUCUCAUUGCCUGCUUUCAAUGGAAUGUGUGUAUUUUGCAUGGCGAUUUAACGUGUCUGCAGGGUCAAGCCUUAAAAGGAAAACUUUUUUUUUUUUAGAGUUGAAUGAAUGCAACAAUAUUUGUAUCUGACUGUAGAUAAGGACAUGCUGACAGUGACUGUAGGUUAUUUUGUGUAUUUCCUGUGUUCAGUUUGGUUUGGUGCACUUUUGUAUUUACAGUAGAUAUUAUUUAGAACAUAGCUGACAGGUGACUUUGGUAACAAAAACAAGUGUUUUGUUGAAAGUUGUACAAAAAAAAAGAGUGGAAGCAGUCGUAGUGCGCUUUAUGGAUGAUGCAACACAGGUUCUAUGCAAAUGAGACAAUAUACAGAUGGGUCUGCUGUAAUACUAUGUAAUAGUUACUAUAAUGGGAACUGACUUGGAAGGAAUACAGUAUUUUUCAAACAAGGGCUGCAACUAAUGAGUAUUUUCAUAAUUUGUUGGUCAACAAAAUGUCAGAUAAUAAUGAAAAAUUGCUCUAAUAACUAUCCACACUCCAAGAAGACACAUUUAAAGGUAUGCUGUGCAGGAUGUUCCUUAAAAAUAACAAUGUGUGAGCUAAAGUAAUCACUCUCAGUCAUCACUUAGGACCCAUUUUAAGUGUGUGGUGGUGUAUUAAUCUACAGAAACUCUGCUCUCUGCCUGUGUUUUCUUAUUCCUUAUUAUUUUGCUGUGCUUGGGACAUUCUUAGGCACAGUGCUCAAGUGAAGUUGGGACUAAAUAAACCAGGUGUCAGACUGUAAGAGGAAGCUAUUAAAGUCACUCUCACUUUUGCUGGCCAUACUGUUGACAAAUGGUAGCCAACAAUGGGGGGGCUGGAGCCUAUCCCAGCCGACACUGGGCUGGAGGCGUGGUACACCCUGGACAGGUCGCCAGACUAUCACAGGGCUGACACAUAGAAACAGACAA